AUGUCUCAAAGUUGGCUCCUCUGGAAGCGGUCCCUGAUUACAGGCGGUGGAAUUAUUGGAAGCGGUGUGCUGCUGUACAUAUUUACGACGCCCACUGAGGAACAGCUAGUCGCAAAGCUGUCUCCAGAGCUGAGAGCAGACUACGAGCGCAACAAGGAACUGCGGAGGAAAGAACAGGAGAUGCUGAUGGAGAUCGUGAAGCAGACGGCCGCGUCGAACGACCCCGUGUGGAAGACAGGGCCGAUUGUGUCGCCGUGGGAUCGAGACUUCACGCCGUCGAGAGAAAGCCUAUUGGUGAAGAGAGAGCGAUUUGAGAAAGAGCAGGCAGAGAAAAAGCAGCGCGAGGAGCUCGAGCGUUUAAAGGCCGAGGCUAAGCUUGUGCAGGCCGACGAGAACAAGGGCAGGGGGUGGAAGUUUUGGAGAAAAGAUUAA
Molecule: messenger RNA, 432 nt
Organism: Ogataea angusta
Lineage: Eukaryota; Fungi; Ascomycota; Pichiomycetes; Pichiales; Pichiaceae
Exons: 1
Coding region: 1-432 (143 amino acids)
Biological process (GO): mitochondrial respiratory chain complex III assembly
Cellular component (GO): mitochondrial membrane
Source: RefSeq, a predicted model, not a curated record